GGAUGGAAAAGCUUGACAGGUCUUCCACGAGGCAGUGUAGUUUUGGCUGGACAGCGACCCGGCGGGAACUCGAUUGCUCUCUUCCCGGCGCAGGCGGAUUUAAUUACUAGUUCCUGAAUCAUCCUGGUUGCCCUUCUGUGAAGUAGUUCCAGUUUGUCCGAAUCCUUCUUAAAUGGUGGUCUUCAGAACUGUAUUUAAUAGUUGAGGUGAAAUCUCACCAGUGCAGGUAUAUUUGCAAUGCCUUGCAGUGGCAAAUUUCCUCCUUGUUACUGCAACAAUGAUUAUUUUCAGAGUAGUGCACGUCUUGAUUUUUGUUUCAAAAAAAGAAACAUAUUGUGCUGUGAAUACUGAGUGGAAGGACAGAGGUUUCUUGAGUAACAUGUUAAAUGUAGAGGUAGCAUGAAAAAUGUGGUAAGAGUAAGGAAUGCAGUUUGACUGGAAAGAUGGAAGCAUCACUCUCAACUUGGUGUAACCUUAGUGUUUAUUUGUGGAUACCUAGAUCCUCUUGUACUCUAUGUACAUGAAUCUAGUACAACUCUGCUGUUGUUUAUUACAAGAUUUUACUUUAAAUGCAUUUUCUUAUGAAACAUCAGCAGUGGAUAUUUGGUGGGCUAAAAAAGGAUGUUUACUGAGAAGCCAGAUGUUGGAUACACAUUUUUAAAAUAGUCAUUUUACUAAAUAAAGUAAAUUUGAAAUAGUCUAAUUAAUGAAAUGUUAUUGUAAAAUUGUGAAUGUGUUAACUAUCACAAUGUUUAAUGUGUCUGUAGACACGAUUAAUUUAUGGUGCUGCAUCUGCUUUCUAGUUAUCAAGCACUUUAAUGUUUAAAAAAGUAAAUAAAAAUUAGUAUAUAAUGUUACUAAAUAAAAGCUGAGCAAUUUACAGAAUCAGCAUAUUGCCCCAACAUUUUGGGGCCUCAUUUUACUAACCUUAGAAGAAUAGAAGGCUGAGUCAACCUUGAGCCGGUAAGGAUCAAAUUCCUGGCAGUGAACAGAGUCAGCCGGCAAUACUACAAUCUAACCACUGCGCCACCACGGCUCUUAUGAUGUUUGAUUGACCAACAUAACUAUCCCAGUAAAGUAGGGGUCCCCAAAGUGAUCAAUAUUGACUUCCAAUGGUCAAUGUGACUAUUCAAAGUCAUUAUUACUGAUAGUAUUAUUACUUAAAGUAGUAUGGGGGUCAAUGAACAAUUUGAAAUUUCAUGAAGGGGUCAGUGAGCUGAAAAGUUUGGGGAUCUCUUCAGUAAAUCAUUAGCAUAUUUUAUGUUAAUGAAGUGGCCUCUUAAUUAAUUCUGGAUUAUGGGUUCAUGUCUAAGAGAUUUGAGCUGUAGCUAUUAUCCUUAUAAACUCAAACUCUGACCAGAUGGAAGUAUUUAUUUUCCAGCUGCCACUUGGUGUCCAAAUGAAGCAGUCUACUGUAGUGGACUGAAUGUAGUGCUAAGGACAAAAAUGAGAGACAGACUCUUGGAGUUUUAUGAAUUAUCUAGGCUGUACAGCCAACGCAUUGGAGAUGAUGAGGAUGACUUCCAAAGACCUCAUGAAAUGCUUCUUUUUGAAACUGAUCAUGCCAUAGCAAAUCUUUACAAAAACAUUCAAGAGAUUCGAACAAGCAUUCACUGCCUGAAGGAAGAUGUGAAACGCUUGCGCAAACAAAACAGUCGCUUCCUGACAUCAAUGCGUCGUUUCAGCAGCAUAAAGCGAGAUACAAACACCAUAGCAAAGAACAUUAAGGCCCGUGGAGAAGAGAUCCACAGAAAACUUCAGGUUCUGAGAGAUCUGAGUGAAGAUGCGGAAACAAAAUAUGGUGAAAAUGCAAUUGUAACCCGUGUAUGCAAGGACCACUAUGUCGACCUCAUGCACGCUUUUCAGGAAGCCAUGUUUAAUUACAAUGAAACUGAAAUGAAAGAGCGAGACAAUUGCAAAAUUAGGAUUCAGCGGCAGCUGGAAAUCAUGGGCAAAGAUGUAUCUGGGAACCAGAUAGAGGACAUAAUUGAGCAAGGCCGAUGGGAUGUAUUCUCUGAGAACCUGCUGUCCGACACCAAAGGAGCUCGCUCUGCCUUGAAUGAGAUAGAAACACGGCACAAAGAGCUGAUGAAGCUUGAAUCGCGAAUCAGAGAGGUCCAUGAACUUUUCCUACAGGUAGCAUUGCUGGUGGAAGAGCAGGCUGACACCUUUGAUGUCAUUGCGUUCAACAUGCAGAAUGUCCAAGAAUAUGUUGGGGAAGCUAAAGAGGAAGUGAGAAAAGCACUUGAAUACCGGAGAAAACAUCCUUGCCGAACAAUCCUUUGCUGCUGUUUAUCAUGCCUUAAAGGCUAGCUGCCCUCUUGAAGCCACUUGAUCAGUGUUAUGGGAACACUUAUAAUUUGUGCUCAUCUCUUUAUGGUUAUCAUAUUUAUUAUUAAUUAGAUAGGUGUGUGUUUCUCAUUAGAUAUGUGUAUGAGAACCAAAGGAUACUAGCAGUAUGAUACAUACCGAAGUUGGGAACCUGUGACUCCGUAGAUGUUGUUGGACUACAUCAGGGAUGUCAACCUCGUGACAUCGCACAACAUAUCAGGCUGGUUUUGCCAUUGCCGGCAAUGGGGUGGACGCGGCUUCAGUAUGAUGAAACCGGCCCACGGGCUGGCAGUUUGAUACUCCUGAACUACAUCAUAUCUGAUAAUUAGCUAAGCUGCUGGAUAGACAUGGAGUAUGGAAACAUCCAAAGAGCCACAGAUUCCUGGCCAUUCAUAUAUUUCAACUCAUGUAAUAAGAAACCAGAUUAAUGACCCCCAUAUAACUACCAAAAUGAAAGGCAUACCAGAACGUAUAUAAAACCUUGGAAAAUGUUGAUGAGGUGGGUAAUAAAUUAUUCCCAAAUAAAUACAUCCUAUGGAUUUUUAAGGGAGCAAUUGCAAUUGCCAGGUUUUUUUUUUCUUGGAGAAAAUAAAUAUGGAAGAAAUUAUGAACCCUAAUUAUAAAUUAUAUAUAAACUGUAUUACAUGGAUAAUGCAGUUUAGACAUCUAGUAGUCAUAGCUGAUUUUAGAGUUUUGAUAAAAUAGUAUACAUUUCUAAAAUGCAUUGUUAUAAAAUUAAAUGAGAAAAAUAUUUAUUCUGAUUAUUAUAUGAAGAUAGUCCUUGCUUUCUGCCCCAGAUUGUCAGGGAAAAAAUUGUUGAUAAUAGAAUCCAAGUGAUAGGCCAACAACCCCAAAAUAUGAAAAUGAGGUCUCAUUUAUACAAUAUGUCAAAGUUAGAUUGAAGCUAUUAACUCUGGAGCUAAUAGCAGCCUAGAAGUCUUACAGGAAUGACAAGUAGAGGGGAUCAGAAAUCAGAUAUUGUGAACUUGUUUGGCUAUAUCUUGUGCAAGCGUGCACAAGGGACUGCCUGCAACCUGUUAGCAUCCCUUUUGUGGCCUCAGCAGAUCCCUAUAGCAGAUGGAAUUUGACUGAUUCUUUAGCCUUUGUUUGAAUUUUAGCAGACUGUGUCUGAAGGAGCAAAAGGGAUGCUUUCAUUUGUAUAUUGGCUAGGGUCUCUAGGGGAGAUUAGAAAAACUACAUUAACUUAUUAAGUCCAGAAAAAAUAUCCAAAGCAAUUGAUCUUCCAUGCUUAAGAUUUGUUUUAGUCACGCUAGUAUAUCUGUCUGUUUUUGAGGAUGGUCAGAACAGAAAAAGCUAAAACCAAGAACCUCCUUCAUUUAAAAAAGAAUAAUAGGAUUCCGUUCAUAACUCUGAGACUUGGGUGUGAAAUUCAGGCUUUCGGUGUACAAUGUUUCUUCAGACAAAUGUAAAUAAGUGAUGUAAACUUAGUUGCAGUAUUUUGUAAGUUUAUAAUAAUUAAAUCACUAAUUAAAAUAUUUUUC
This is a messenger RNA of Crotalus tigris (Tiger rattlesnake), 3833 nucleotides long. It is a transcript of the gene STX11, whose product is annotated as syntaxin 11. Bases 1447 to 2313 code for a protein of 288 amino acids. Gene Ontology annotation, molecular function: SNARE binding; SNAP receptor activity. The record is from RefSeq and is a predicted model, not a curated record. Gene Ontology annotation, cellular component: presynaptic active zone membrane; SNARE complex; synaptic vesicle. Gene Ontology annotation, biological process: exocytosis; intracellular protein transport; synaptic vesicle fusion to presynaptic active zone membrane. The transcript has 3 exons. Lineage: Eukaryota; Metazoa; Chordata; Lepidosauria; Squamata; Viperidae.